This is a messenger RNA of Hibiscus syriacus, 3352 nucleotides long. RefSeq lists its product as uncharacterized. The transcript is spliced from 12 exons. The record is from RefSeq and is a predicted model, not a curated record. Gene Ontology annotation, molecular function: DNA-binding transcription factor activity. Bases 76 to 2889 code for a protein of 937 amino acids. NCBI's taxonomy places the organism in Eukaryota, Viridiplantae, Streptophyta, Magnoliopsida, Malvales, Malvaceae.
UGGAGGUUAAAAAGAAAAAAAGGGGGAAAAAAGAAGAAGAAAUGCAGAGACUAUCUUGGAAUAGGGUUUCAAAGCAUGGAUUCUCCUAAACCUUCUAAAUCCCCAAUUCCCUCUUCUUCUGCUUUAGCAUCCACUUCAUCUUCUUCUCCAGUUCAAGAGUCCCCUUUUUCGAAUUACAUUAGCAAUCUGUCUCCUAUAAAACAUGACAAAGCACCUCAUGUAGCACAAGGGUUUCUUGGGCUCAAUUCUCCCCCUCUCGUAUUUACAUCUCCUCCUAUAAACACACUUGGAAGGCCUCUGCCAUCCAGGGUGGAAGUAUCUCAAAAUGGUGAAAGGGACAAGAAAAGAACUGACCAGUCUUGUAUUUUAGAAAGAUCUGUUACUGAAUUGCAAGAAAGGUUGGCCAUUGAUAUUAAGAAGGAGGAUGAUAACAAGGAUAAUGUGUCAGUCCAACCCAGUAGCUCCUCUGGAUGUGUUGAUGAAUACUUGGCUGACCCCGUGGAAGCAGACUGUGUGAACUCUGCAUAUGCGAUCAAUUCAAAUGUGAAACAAUCUAGUAAUGUGCUUCAAUCAUCAGUUGAUGGUUUAGCGGACUCAAAGAAUAUUAAAAUUGGCAACAAAAAUAAUGCGGUGAGGGAGGUUGAGGCAGCUCUAUUAUUGUCUGGGCAGAGUAAAGAAAGCAUUGAAAGAAAGUCAACUUGUGAUGACAAAUCAUUGAAGAUUGAAAACGAGCAAGGUGCUGUUCAAGGGAUAUCCGAUGAAUUCCAAAAGUUUGAGUCUGAUUCAUUUGAUCUUUCCUAUGAGGAAAAAGAGUUUAAAAACUUGUGUCCUCAGAAAGUAGUAGAGGACUGUGGCGAUGGAUGCAAUGGUUUCCUUCAACAGCUGCCUGGAUCACUACAGGGGGUUCAGUCAUAUGAAGAUUUUGCUGAAAAUGUUGGUGAGGAUAUAGAUGUUGCAGUGCAUAGCAUGACACAUGAUCUCGAGGCUAGUGAACUCCAACGCAGCAUGAGUAGGCGCUGCCUUCAAUUUGGAGAAGCUCAACCAGAAGCUAGAGCAAACUGCUGCAUUUCUACAAAUCUAGCAAAUAAUAUUAGCUCUUCAACAUCAUUUCCUACAACUUCAGAAACUGAGGGUUUGGGUUCAUCUCAUCUUGAUUUAAGUGUUGCAUCUAGAACACAGCAACUGGUUAACUUGUCCCAGUUAGCAAUAAGCAUGAUUCCCCAGUGUUAUGGUGAAAAGUCUUCCUUAACUGUUCCCAAGCCAUCAGGUAUUGGCUUACACCUAAACAGCAUUGUUAAUGCUAUACCAAUGGCUCAAGGUGGAAGUGCAAGCAUGAAACUGGCACCGGCUGUAAGAUCAACAUGUCAGUCAACUGAAAACAUGAACAACUGCUCCGAUGCAUUUGAGAAAGUAUCAGCUCCUCCUCGAGAUGGAACACUUGAAGUGAAAGUUUGUACAAUUGCAGAUUCGGCUGUUUCAGAAUCACUCAGUGCCAUGGAAUCAAUCGAAUGUAACAUGACUCUAAAUACAAAGAGGAAGUUUAGCUCAGAGGAUAGAGAUAGUGAUGAAGUGUUUGACCAACAAAGCCCCAAAGUGAAAAGGAAGAAACUAUCAAACAACACAGAGGGUGAGGGUUGCAAGCAUUGCAAUUGCAAAAAGACCAAAUGUUUGAAACUCUAUUGUGAUUGUUUUGCCGCUGGAAUCUAUUGUGCUGAACCUUGUUGCUGCCAAGGUUGCUUCAACAGACCUGAAUAUGAAGAUACAGUUCUUGAAACACGUAAACAAAUUGAAUCACGUAAUCCGCUAGCGUUUGCUCCCAAGAUUGUGCAACCUUUCACUGAGUUUCCUUUAAGCAACAUGGAAGAUGGAAAUCGGAAAACACCAUCCUCAGCAAGACACAAACAAGGGUGCAAUUGCAAAAGGUCAAUGUGUCUGAAAAAAUAUUGUGAAUGCUACCAGGCUAAUGUUGGUUGCUCUAUUGGAUGUCGAUGUGAGGGGUGUAGAAAUGUUUAUGGCAAGAAGGAAGAUUGUCGUGUGACUGAAGAAAUGAUCAACAGAAGUGGUGGAGAGAGAUUGGAAAGUAGAGUGACUGUUAAACCAAAAAAGGAUUUCUUGCAUUCUGAAUUGUGUGAUCCACACCAUCUUACACCUUUGACACCUGCUUUCCAGUGCUCAGACCAUGGAAAGAAAGCAUCCAUAUCCAGACAUCUUUCUAGGAGAUGCCUUCCUUCCCCUGACUCUGAUCUUACCAUCUUAUCUUAUGCAAAGUCUCCAAGAUCUCCUAGAACUUCUGAUAGCAAUGACAUGCUUCUGGAAACAAAUAAAGAAAAUUUGGAUACUGAAUCUUAUUGUGAGGGAAUCAGCUACAACAAGGCAGUUGUGCUUGCUGAAGAAUUCCAUCACACUCCAUUGCCCAAUCAUCCUUCAAUCGUUAUUGGCUCAUCAUCAUCCAAAGUAAAGGAAUUGACAAACCUUUCACGGUUACAAUUGGACCGUAGAAGUGGUUCUCUCACUUCAAGGGGUUCCCUUUGUUGGCAUAGUUCACCUAUUACACCAGUCUCUCCAUCAGAUGAGAAUAAAAACCUUCAGGGGCUUGACUCUGCUGAUGACGGGCUUUAUGACAUUUUGGAGGAUGGUAUGCCGGAUAUAUUGAAAGAAACUUCUAUGGCCAUUAAGCCUGUGAAAGCAGGUUCCCCAAAUGGCAAGCGAGUUUCACCUCCUCACAAUUUGCACCAUCUUGGAUCAAGCUCUUCAGGACCAUUAAGAAGUGGCCGCAAAUUCAUACUAAAAGCUGUGCCUUCUUUCCCACCUCUUACUCCUUGCAUUGAUUCAAAAGGUGGCAAUACUCACAGUGGAAACAAUUUGCAAGAAAAUAGUAGCAAUGAUUGAUUAUCGAACCUGCAUUUUUAAUAUGUUGCAUCAGGUAUUUUCAUGAUGGAUGUAUUCGGGCUCCAGAGAGUGGUGAUUACCUUGCUCUUAAAAACUUAGACCUUUAAGGUUUUGCCUAUGGUCUAUAUUAACUUACAUAGCAUUCUGCCAUUCAUAUGCAUGAUUUGAUGCUAUUCCUUUCCCCCCACUUUUCUGAAAUGCGGGUGUUAAAGUGGCCACAUAAUAAUAGUGGACAAAUUCGCAGAAAUGCUUCUGCCUCCCGAUCCGUAUUCUCUGUUUCUUUCUCUAUUUGUUUCAUUUCCUUGUCAAUGUUAUGAUUUUUCAUUUAAGAUGUAUUUUCUAAUGCAAGCAAAGCAGUUGUCAUUCCUCUUUGAUUAGAGGAGGGACUCAUCAAACAUACUGCUGCUCAACCAUGCUAAAUAAAAUUUUAGUUUAUCCGAAGUCCAAACCUCUUUUCUUGCUU